CUAAUUCAGAGCACCCACUUUGAUAAAUUUUUAUGGAAUUUCUAGUUCACCCAAGAGCCCAGCCUGCUAGCAAAACCCAAUAAUGGCCCAAUAUCAUAAUUGAAAUUCGAAGGUGCAAAUGGAGUGCUAACACACUGACACUGAGUAGACUGAAAAGAUGUCUUCCUCUUUAUUAUUGGUGUCCAUUCCGUUCCCGGCAGUUAACGGUGGUCUGAUCCUAGAUAACCACCGGAAAAUUCAGUCUUUGAAUUAUCAAAAUGGCAGAAGCAAGGAUUCGCUUGGCAUUCGGUCGAGGGAUUGUAAGUUGAAACCAAAGUCGAAUUCGAGGAGGCUAUGCUGCAACUCUCUGCUGGCUGAUUUUGCCCCCACCGCCUCCGCCGCAUACGGUGUCCUGCUACUCUCUGGCGGUGUCUUUGCCUUUUCCAGAUCCGGAAGCAAGGGGUCACUCUUUGGCGGCUUCACUGGAGCUGCUCUAAUGGCAUCUGCCUACUUUCUUAUGCAAUCAUCGGAUAAAAAAGCACUUGGUGAUGCCAUUGGGUUUGGAUCUGCAUUCCUAUUCUCUUCUGUUUUUGGCAUAAGAUUGGCUGCUACGCGGAAAUUGAUUCCUUCAGGUCUUUUGUUAGGUCUUUCUAUCUGUGCAUUGGCUGUGUUUGUCUCAGCAUAUUUACAAGAUAGUGUUUGAUCAUUGUCCCUUGUAUUUGGUAUAGCAUUGCUUGGAAAUCAAUACUCUUCGUAAAUGAAUAAUCAAGUCACUCAAUCUGAUAUCUGUACACCAAGCAGCUAACCUUAGAGAACAGUCUUGCAAUAUGUUACUACUUCCUUCUCAAUGAAGUUUUGCUUCCGUGUCAACCAUGCGAUUGUACAAUUUCCUUGAUGCAGUUUAGCAGUGCAGAGUUCACCAUGCAGAAUACUUUACACUAUUCGAUAAAGCUACUCAUGCUUAAUUAAUAUAACAGUAUCAUUGUUAGAUAUGUAAAAGUGAUCCGGUGGUUGCCGUUUUCUAAGAAUGGACAAGGCCUUGGGAAUAGAGAAGUAUUAUGGAAGGAUUGUGUGUCAAAGCACAAUGCAUAUGUAGUGGGAAGUACACUACUCAUGGGACUCCACACUCAUUGAUGGCUAACUUGUGCCAAGAUUCUGGGGGGUAAGUUGAAAGAGCUGACUUUUUGCUACUCUAUUCUCUGGUCUCUUGGUUGUCUCGAGAUUGUGGGUACACUUGCUCCAUUCUUAAAAACAUGUGCUCUUGAGCUUGUGUUUUAUAAAGUAAUCAAGGAAGCCAAGAGCCAAAAGCAGAUAUUUCAAGUUUUGAAGCUUUGACCUUUACGGUUCGUGAAUGUCAACAAAAUCAGGCUUCAGUUACUGCUAUAUUUUUAAGUCUUAUGGUACAGGAAAAUUGACUUUCUGACGCAAAACGUGUUGAGCUUCUGUUUUAACUCUUAUGUAUUAGCAUCCUUUCAACUUUCUUCUUUCAUUUUAGAAUAAUAACCUUGCUAUUUUUCC
This is a messenger RNA of Rubroshorea leprosula, 1497 nucleotides long. Lineage: Eukaryota; Viridiplantae; Streptophyta; Magnoliopsida; Malvales; Dipterocarpaceae. The record is from the annotation of a GenBank genome assembly.